Chara braunii is the source of this 1246-nucleotide messenger RNA. Lineage: Eukaryota; Viridiplantae; Streptophyta; Charophyceae; Charales; Characeae. The record is from the annotation of a GenBank genome assembly.
CUCGAAAUGGAUCGAGGCGUACCCUUGUCGCACACGGCCAGCCAUGGAAAUCGCACGAUACGUCAACCGUUUCCUCGGGAUGCACCAGGAUACGGAAGAGAUCCUGACCGACAAUGGGGCUGAAUUCAGGGGAGAAGUGCUAAGAAAUCUGGUCCUACAUGGCGUUGCCAUACGGAAUACUGCAUCCCACAUGUCGCAAUCCAAUGGACUGGUGGAAAACGCCAACUGGGUGAUAAAGACGGCAUUGCAACGAAAUAUCGCGGCACGGGAUCCGAGGCCCUGUCCCGAUAUCGUCGACCACAUCCUGGCGGUCCAUCGCGGAACGUCCCACGAAUCGACGGGGUUGAGCCCCUUUCAGUUGAGGACCAAUAGCGUCUGGCGUACCAGCGUGGAGGGAGAGAUCCUUGCGUUUUUGUUUGGAACAGUGCGGCCCGGUUAUUGGGAACUUAUCGCGCAAGAGCUCACGAUCCUUGUAGCGCAGCUGGCGGAUGAUCUCCCUCUCGACAUCAUCGCGCAAGACGACGAGCAUCUGGUUCUCCUCGUGCUCUAUCGCACAUUGACACCUUACCUUCAGUGGUCGGCUUGCGUAGAGGGAGCCGCAAAACACAUCCCGCCGUCGCAGCAACAAUAUUUGGAUCCCCGGACGGCUCUCGAUCCUGCCUUCUUCAGGUACCCUACAUCGGAGCAGUUUGCUGCCAUCCGAGAAGAAGAGGAGGAAGAAGACAGCACCGGGAGUGAUGAAGGAGAGGGCGUGCGAGACCAAGGCGGGGAUAGUGAUGAAGUGCUCGGUGAAGAGGACGAAACCCCCGAGGAAGGAAGCUAUAGCGAGCAUAGCGAGGGGGAACAAAGCGAAGAAGAAGAAGACGAGGAAGGAGAAGAGGAGCACGAAGAGGAACACGAAGAGGGGCCUGCUGGAUCGGAGUGGGAAGCUGUGCCGGAAGAAGCACUGCGUACGGGCACGGAGGCCGAAGAUCCCGAGGCGGCCCGCAAAAGAGAAGAGAUCGCGGCCGGGAAGAAGGAGUUAGAACUCGCAAGCGCGGCGAGUCUGCACAUCCACGACGACCCAAACCGAGAUCCGGAGCCGCCCCGACCUGAAGAUGGCGACCUCGCGGCCACGACUCCGACCCCAUCAGUGCGGCGACGGAGGUUUGGAGCUGGGCGUGUUCUGGGAUGACCGGUUGAUUGAUUGGUCGGCUGGAUGGCUAGCGCACCUCCGCGCGCGCAUUAAUAAAUGUUAACUUCAUUU